This is a messenger RNA of Helicoverpa zea (corn earworm), 4747 nucleotides long. RefSeq names its product amyloid-beta-like protein (gene Appl). The coding region runs from base 80 to 2521 and encodes 813 amino acids. Gene Ontology annotation, molecular function: transition metal ion binding; heparin binding. The record is from RefSeq and is a predicted model, not a curated record. Gene Ontology annotation, cellular component: membrane; neuronal cell body; neuron projection. Lineage: Eukaryota; Metazoa; Arthropoda; Insecta; Lepidoptera; Noctuidae. The transcript has 17 exons. Gene Ontology annotation, biological process: central nervous system development; axonogenesis.
CUAGUACGCAGGUUUCUGGCGUCUGGCACAAACGUCAGCUCUCGCCAGUUCGGUAAAGGAACGCAUCGCGGCCGCAAAAAUGACGCGCGCCGUGCUUUUUAUAAGUGUAUUUACCAUAUUUUUGGACGCGCUGCAUGCUGGACAGGCUAGCAGUGGGGCGGAGCCUCAAGUAGCCGUGCUCUGCGAGGCGGGGGGCACCUACCACCCUCAGUACAUGUCAGCUGCUGGACGAUGGACGCCCGACCUCACGACCAAACCUCAUAACUGCCUGAAGGACAAGAUGGAGAUCCUGGAUUAUUGCAAGAAGGUGUACCCGAGCCACGACAUCACUAACAUCGUGGAAGCCUCCCACUACGUAAAGGUCAGCAACUGGUGCAAGCUGGGUACCGGCAACGCGGCCAAGUGCAAGGUCACUCGAUGGGUGAAGCCAUUCCGCUGUCUUGAAGGUCCAUUCCAAUCGGAUGCGCUGCUGGUGCCUGAGAGCUGCCUGUUCGACCACAUCCACAACCAGUCGCGGUGCUGGCAGUUCGCGAGGUGGAACGCCACGGCCGGACGAGCAUGCGCCCAACGAGGACUGAAGCUCAGGACCUUCGCUAUGCUCCUGCCUUGCGGAAUCAGCCUGUUCUCUGGCGUUGAGUUCGUCUGCUGUCCUAAGCAUUUCAAGGAAAACGUGAAGAUGCACAAGCCCAUGGAUGUAGGAGUCCCCGUCAGCCCCGGAGGUGAAGAGAUGCUGGCUGCCUCAGCGGCGAUGGAUGAACGCGAUGAUGAUCUUCUGGAUGAUGAUGACGCUUUGGAUGACGAUGAUGAUGACGACACCCUGAACCUUAGCGACGAUGACGAUGAUGAUGAUGCUGACGACGAUAUGGAUGAAGACGAAGAUGCAGAUCUGUCUCGUGACGACGACGCGGAAGAUGACGACUAUACGGACGGUGACGACAACUCCUGGCCACGACCUGAGACCUCUUCCCAGCCUUCCACCACCACCACAUCUACCACUACCACUACCACCACUACGGCAUCUUCCGCUACCUCCGACCCUUACUUCUCCCAUUUCGACCCUCGCACUGAACAUCAGAGCUACAAGGAUGCGCAACAGAGGCUGGAGGAGACGCACCGUGAGAAGAUCACCAAAGUGAUGAAGGAAUGGUCAGAGCUCGAAGACCGUUACCAGCAGAUGAUGAACAACGACCCCGCCGCCGCUCAGACCUUCCGCCAACGCAUGACCGCCAAGUUCCAGUCCAAUAUUCAGACCCUCGAGGAGGAAGGUGUAGCUGAACGCCGUCGAUUGGCUGCUCUGCAUCAACAGCGCGUGUUGGCUCACCUCGCUCAGCGUCGUCGCACCGCCUUGUCCUGCUACACUCGCUCUCUCCGGGAUACCCCUCCUAAUGCUCACCGCGUCCAGAAAUGCCUGCAGCGACUGGUACGAGCCCUGGCCGCCGAACGUAGCGGAGCCCUGGCUGCGUGGCGUCGCGCCGCCGCUAACGGACGUGAAGCUGCUGCUGCUGAGCGAUCCAGUGCUGCUGACCGUCUUCAGGAUGCCGAUCGUGCCCUUCAACGUGCUCUCUCCGCUCUCCGCCGCCGUCCCCACCUCUACGCCAACAUUGGAACUGCCAUCGAAGAUUACGUUCAGUCGAUGCAAUCCAAGGACGAUAUGGCGGUGUCCCUGAUGGCAAUGACUCCUGAGGCUGAGGAACUGCUCCUGGACCGCAUUGAAGCCGAGGUGCAGCGUGAACAAGCAGCCCGUGACCAGCUCAACGCCAAGCGAGACCAGCGCACCCGUCAGCGACAGGACAUCCAGAACGAACGAGUUAAGACCUCAAACGGCGUGAAAGAAAGCUUGGAAGCCGACGACGAAGCGAGCGAGGCUAGUGAGAUCGAGGACAUCUCUUCGAGCAGCACCCGCGGCCCCGUCCCCUCCGCCUCGGCCCCUCCCUCCGCGUCCCCCUCGGCGUCCGCUAGUGCGUCACCGCUGCCGUCCGCGGCAUCCGUCACGCCACAUGACCUGACCACUCAUGCUGCCUUCUCACAGGAGACUACCACUACCGAAAUCAUUACGAGCACGGUGACUGACGCACCUGAGAGCGAAACUGCUGAGACCGGAGAGGUCAGCGAGACUUCCAGCCGACGAUCCACUAGCGAGCAGACGGAAGGCGAGGGCCUGCGCGCGGCGCUGGAGCACGCGGAGGAGCGCGCGCCGCCGCCGCCCGCGCACGCGCUCAAGCACGAGCUGCAGCACUCGCAGCCUGGCUACACAGUCCGUGGUGCAGGACUGGCCAACGGCCCCGGGUCAGCAAGCGCACUGUACCCGGCGCUGUGCGUGGGCGGCGCGGCGCUGGCGGCGGCUGCUUGCGUGGCGCUGGCCGUCGCACGUCGUCGUGACCGCGCGCCGCCCGCUCAGGGCUUUGUGCAGGUUGAACAAACCGGCGCCGUCGCCCCCACCCCUGAGGAGCGACACGUAGCCAACAUGCAGAUCAAUGGCUACGAAAACCCAACAUACAAGUACUUCGAGGUCAAAGAGUAAAUUCCCACCUUUUACCAUCCCUCCUCCCCCUUCUCCCUCCCCCUACACCCCGCUAGGAGUGCGCGGCUCGUCAAGUCCAGCCAAGUGACCUGACUAUUAUAUUUCGCCAGGUGUACUUCGGACAGGAGUGUUAUUGGUUGUUGUGGUGUCCUUUCGGCCAAUUCCUCCGUCUAUUUCCUUCGAAGCUACACAAAAGCGUUCUAAACCUUGAAUCUCAUUUCUUAUACUAAUCAUAAGUUUCUUCAUGAAUACAAUGCUUAUAGGCGCUGCUUGAUGAAGCCUCGAAGGAAAUGGACAGAAUUCUAAAUUCUUGUGAUGUGUGCUAGAUGCCCCUAGAGACAGGGUGUUUUUCUACCCUACACCUUUAUCUAUUGUCCUCAGCGUAAUUCUUUAUGGAAUGAAUGUGUGUGAAACUUAUAUAUUGUUCGGCGAGGCCGCACUCCCGGCGGGGAGGUCUUUUUGUUAUAAACAUUCAUUUAUAUGAAGCUUGUGUGAUUAGUGGGAAUAUUCGUUUGCGGUAACGCGGUCAGUCAUACUGUUAAGGUUAGAAGUGAUAACGGUUUAUUUUUUGUUAUUUAUUUUGCACCAAAAUAUUUAUUAUUAUUUUAAGGACUUAGAUCUAAGUUUUUUGUCUAGUGUCCUAGAAUUCAUAAGUGUCACUGUAGUCGAGUUUUUUAAAUUAAGUUUUUGAUGCCGCUCCGGCAGUGGUGACGUCCGACGGACUCCUUGGUCCUUUGGUGCGUUUUGUUAGUCGUUACUCGAAUGAUCUCAGUUUUAGUCUGUCUAUCGUUUAGCUAUAGUUUCCCAGUUUGCUUCGUUGAAUGUCACCACUGGGGCGAGUGGAACAAACGUCCAUGGUACGCUGUGUAUAUAGGCUCCGCGUACAAAUUUGAACCUAAAUUACUUACACUUAAUGCCCGCUUUCAUUUACUUUUCUAACGUAGGUAGAACAUAACGUGAAUUUUAUGUAAUAAAUGCGAAAAUAUAUUUUAAUAAUUAAUGUGUACUUAGCGAUGGGACGGGCGGCAUAGCCGGCGCGGGUGAACGAUUUUCUAUUCAGUCUUCGAUUAUUCUGAAACAUUCCUUCAUAAUAAUUUAGUAAUGAUAAGUUGUCGAUGAAUCUUUCUCUCUGUCAUGGUCGCUACGUAUACUUCCCGUUCGCCCGCGGGACAAUACUCAAGUUCCCGACGUGGAGGACCGCCGUGUACUCAACGUGCGUUUUGUAUUUAGUAUCGACUCGCACGACUGUUCCCGCAUCAGUGGCGUCGUGCUCACAUCUGUUUAUCUAGUCAAGGCAACAGGGGCAUCUAUAUUUGGCAGUUUUCGGCAAACGGUUGUGUACGCACCUUGGGUACGCGGUCGCGAGGCAAAUAAGCUUAGUGAGUGUAUGUACGGUUAAUAUAUAAGUAGAUGUACAAAAAGUAAUACAUUAUAUAGAUGUUUUAGCGUCAGAUACAUAGAUAUAAAGCAAAAUAUAAUUAUAUAUCGCAUUCGUCCGUAUAAAGUAAGGGCUUGCGCUCGUGUCUAAUCCCACGUACCACACUUAAUGUUACGUCGUAGUUAAGAUGUAAUUCUGCCUCAGUAUUAUAUACAUUUAAGCUUAUUUGUUACAUAAGCUAAUUUAUAUACACUAUUUCUAUUUGUUUACGGGCGUAGUGGCGUUACUACAAAUGAAGUCAUAUCAGAUGCGCCACGGCGCUCUGUUGCUCCUAUUUCGCUGCGCAUAACAGUUAGCGUCAAGCGAGUGCAGAUGGUUGUUUACAAACUUAGUUCGCGGUUUGGAUAACAGAUGGUGCUGUUGGCAUCACGUAGCGAAACAGGUGCGAGUAGGCGCCCGCCCGUGCUUAUCGUACGGCAUUUACGUAAGUUACUCACUGUGUAUAACGUAAGUUUAAUCCCGCAUCAAGUAACCGCUAUGUAUUUUUAAUAAUGAUGGUAACGAGCCAACCACUUAUUUUUUUAACAAAACUUUUUGCUCAAAAUCAGCUGUUUCUCGUCGGUAUAGGAUGUCUACUUUCAAUCGAUUUAAAUUUAUUGUCGUUCGUCAACAAUAUUCGAUGUUAGUAGUACCUAAAACCUGGUUUCCGUACCUUUUCCAAUCACUGUUUCACGUAUUUUAAUAAGUAUUCUACAUAAUAAUAAAUGGUUUGAUGAUUUUUGUGUUUACUGUGCUGCAUUUUAUUGUGAGUUCGAAGUUCAAAUUGAAUCAAUAAAUAGAAAUUUAAA